Cucumis melo (muskmelon) is the source of this 1387-nucleotide messenger RNA. RefSeq names its product enoyl-CoA delta isomerase 2, peroxisomal-like. The transcript has a single exon. Gene Ontology annotation, molecular function: enoyl-CoA hydratase activity; delta(3)-delta(2)-enoyl-CoA isomerase activity. Gene Ontology annotation, cellular component: peroxisome. The record is from RefSeq and is a predicted model, not a curated record. NCBI's taxonomy places the organism in Eukaryota, Viridiplantae, Streptophyta, Magnoliopsida, Cucurbitales, Cucurbitaceae. The coding region runs from base 481 to 1200 and encodes 239 amino acids. Gene Ontology annotation, biological process: fatty acid beta-oxidation.
AGUAAAAGACUUAUAUUUCAAUGGAAGACAUACCCAGAGGGACUAAGCCGUUUGGAACAAGAAUAUUCUCGACUAUAAUAAUACCUCUUGAUAUAAUAAAUAGCUACUCUAUUUACUAUUCCGUUACCAUUUUUAUUAUUUGAUACAAAUUUUUUAUCAAACUAAAAUAGUUUAGAAAGAUUUCUACCCAAAGUGAAUUAGAAUUAAUAAAUCGCAAAAAAAUAUAAAUUACAAAGAUACAUAUAGAAUUUAAGAAAAAUGAUCCACCAUCAUGAGUCUUGGAUUUAUGUAAAUUAACAAAUGUGAAAUGAUAUUUUUUUUUUAAGAAAAUGUCAAAGCCACUUUGCUGAGUGAAAUUUAAAGAUAAAAUUAGGAAACUUUGAUAAAAGAGAAGAUAAAAGAUUGCGUUAAAUCUGGAUCAAUCGCUACUUACUAUAGAUAAAGGAAUCUGAUAAUCGAUCCAAACGCAGAGCUCCCAAAAUGUGCACACUCGAGAAGCGACGGAAUCUCUUCAUCCUAACUCUGACCGGCGACCACGACCAUCGCCUCAACCCCUCCGUCAUCGCCGCUCUCCUCGAAGCUCUUUCCAAAGUCAAGUCCCAAGCCUCCCCAGGCUCCGUUCUCGUCACUACUUCCCAUGGCAAAUUCUUCUCCAACGGCUUCGAUCUCUCUUGGGCUCAUGCCGCCGGCUCUGUUUCUGCCGCCGCUGAACGCCUCCACCAUAUGGUCCAGAAUUUCAAGCCCGUUAUCGCUGAACUUCUCUCCCUCCCCAUGCCCACCAUCGCCGCCAUCUCCGGCCACGCCGCCGCGGCUGGCUUUAUGUUAGCACUAAGUCACGACUAUUUGUUGAUGAGGAGCGAUCGAGGAGUUCUGUACAUGAGCGAAGUGGAUCUAGGGCUAAGUUUGCCCGAUUACUUCGCGGCGCUGUUCAAAUCGAAAAUUGGGUCGAGUUCCGUACGUCGCGAUGUGCUCAUGAGGGGAAUGAAAGUGAAAGGGGAAGCGGCGGUGAAGAUGGGGAUCGCGGAUUCGGUGUACGACGGCGAGAGCGGCGUCAUGGAGGCCGCCGUCAGACUCGGGGAGCAGUUGGGGGCGAGAAAAUGGAACGGUGAACCCUAUGCGGAAAUUAGGAAAAGUCUUUAUCCAGAGAUCUCUCGGCUACUUGGGUUGCCGGAAAAGGCCAUAUCGAUUUCCAAGCUGUGAUUAAUGAAAAUUGGCUGUUCUUCAGACAUUCUGUGGUAAUUUAUGAUGCAAAUUGGAGCUUAGAAUAAAUUUCAUGCUGCCGUUUGUACUAUAAAUCUUGAUUGUUUAUCGUCAUGAAAGUCUUACAAACAGUUUCACAAAUAUCUCCACCUUCUUACACUAUAUCUAAUACGUGGUUAUGUUUGCA